GUGUGUGUUGUGUCUGUGUGAGUGUCAAGUGCUGCAAAGUGCUCUCCGCCCCCGCGGCCCGGCCACCCCGGCCACCCCGGCCCGGAAGAAAGGAUUAUCUCGGAUUAAGGGACAGGCGGCGUUGCUGCGGGAGACACUCCGCGAUCGCGCCAUGCCGGCAACCCCGGCGGCCCCGGCAGCCGGCACCAGCCACUAGGUGAGAGCGAGUUUCGUCCGGCAGUGACGUCUUUCGCGGUUGCUGGGCAAGAUGGAGAAGAAGUGUAGCGGUCAUUUUCGGACGGCGUGUUGAUCAGCCAGCUCCAGCUCAAAAAGGAUCCACGAUGCCGUGCGUCCUGCAGCCAGGACAAGGCGUCCUGCUGCCGGCGCUCAGGCUGCUGCUCAUCGCCGCGCUGCCGACGCUGCUGCACGCCACCACCGUCGACAAAGGGCCCGACAAGCACGAAGUCAGCCGUCGGCACAUAACGAACCAGCAGGGCAACUGGCAGCAGGAGUGGUACUCCGGCACCGACGACUACCACCAGCGCCUGGGCGAGGGCGUGGGCCCGGCCGACAACAACACCGUCACCAACGUCACGGUGCAGCUGGGAGGCUCGGCCUUCCUGCACUGCCGCGUCCGCAACAUGGGCGAGCGCACCGUCAGCCCCGAGGUGACGUGGGUGCGGAGGCGGGACUGGCACAUCCUCACCACGGGCAUCUCCACCUACACCAACGACGAGCGCUUCCAGGUGCUGCACCCGGAGGGCUCCGACGACUGGACGCUGCAGAUCAAAUACGUGCAGCGCCGGGACAACGGCACCUACGAAUGCCAGGUGGCCACCGGAGCGGGUCUCAUGUCUCACUUCGUCAACUUGCAUAUCGUAGUCCCGGAAGCCUUCAUCCUGGGCAGUGGCGGCGAACACCACGUGGACAGGAACAGCCCCAUCAGCCUCAUCUGCAUCAUCGAGAAGAGCCCCACGCCGCCGCAGUACGUGUUCUGGUACCACAACGACAAGAUGAUCAACUACGACACGCAGCGCGGCGGCAUCACCGUCGAGACGGAGCCCGGCGCGCGCACGCAGAGCCGCCUCACGAUCCGGGACGCGUCCGACGCCGACUCGGGGAACUACACGUGCUCCGCGUCCAACACCGAGGCCGCCUCCAUCUUCGUGUUCGUGUCCGAAGGGGACAAGAUCGCCGCCAUAUCGCGCAGGAAGACCUCAUCGGCGGACAGCUCCCAGGCGUCGCGGGCCGCGCUCUUCGCGGCGCUGCUGCUGCCCGUGGGCCUCCUGGUGCGCAGAUAAGGGGCCGGUCCUGCGGGGCCAGCGCCAGGGCCAGCAUCGAGGAGGCCAGCAUCGAGGAGGCCAGCAACGGGGAGGCCAACGCCACGGCCACCACCGGGGUGUCUACAAGGCCUCCAGCGCUGCGGCCAGCAAGGCCUCGGCGUCAGCGAGGUCUCCGUGUCAGCACGGCCUCUGACCCGACGCCGACCUCUUCCGAGUGCACCGCCCGGUGUUGGCCCUCAGCGUGCGAGGCGCGCGAGGCCGGUGGAACUGCGAUUUACUGUGAUGACCAUGUGACACGGACACGUGAUGAACGAAAUGUGAUUUGGCCUGGCUGCGUUUCAAGGUGGUCGUGUUUUACCCUUUUUUUUAUUUCUUGGAUUUUUUGAUUUGUUCGGUGUGCUGUGAUGAGGCAUGAGGCCUCUUGAGGCAUUUGCCUUGGAUUGGCAGCGUGCGAUUAGAACAGCUGGAACAUGUGUGAGAGUGUGUGUGCGUUUGUGUGCUUGUGUGUGUGACUGAAAAAGAGAGUGUGAGAAGGAGAGAUAGAAAGAGAGCCAGUGAGUGAACGGAGUGAGAAAGAGUCCUGUGACGAGCAGGGCAUGUAAAUAUAAUAGUUAAUGUCUUUUCUCGCGGUUUUCUCGUGUAAGCUGUUGGUGAGAUUGUUGUACAAAAAGGGGCAUUCAAACAGCUGUAUGUUUACGUAAUUUAAACGGUUUAUAUAUCGUUCCUCAUCAUUCUUUUUGUAUUAAAUUUCUGUAAAAUGAUUGUAAAAUGAUUACGGGGCGGACUAUCAUAGAACAAAGUGAUGUGGGGAUGCGUUUUAUUCCCACACUGCUUCUUUUCGUUUAGUCUUUGCUUUCCACGCAUUCUCGCUCAUUCCUUUAGUAAUUCGGGUCGGGGGAGCUGUGAGUGUGGGCGAAAGAAAACUGCUGGCAGGACUCACAGGGAAACUGUUCUUCCUGUAUCAUAGGUCAAGUAUUGCAUCCGUCUGUGGAACGCUGCUGCUGGCUCACUCUGAACCUCCCUCUCCCACGUGCCCUAACAUGCCCACAACCCUCGCCCUGAAAAGCGGGCGUAGUAUUUAUGGACGGACCCUGAGGUUGCGUUCCGUGUAGCGCAGAAUUAACGCUUUAAGCUCUACUUUUCUCUCGGUGGAGUUUUUUUCUUGUUUGUUAAGGUGGUAUACGGGAGGCCUCACUUACGUGAAGCCACGAAAGGCACAAGGGACAAGAAGGGAAUUAUUUUGAUACGUAAUAAAUUUGGUCGGUCAAUGCAGUACCUUUCAGGGCGAUGUGUACAGCAAAGCAAAACCUGUAUGGAAACGCCCCCUUCACUGUUGAAUUUGCUUAUUAUUAUUUAUUAUUAUUGGAAUGUUUAUGGCUUUAGUCAACUAUUACGUUAAAUUUGUUUUAAAUUUUAUUUGAAAUUAGGGUGGUGAGUUCCGUUUAUAGCGUUUGGGGCACUGCCCCGGCCCGAGCCCUUGCAGAGCUACCAACAUGAACACCCGAUUCUUCAUUGACCUUUUCGACCCAACAUCACAGUGGGUGUGAAGUGAAUGGGGAGUGCAUCCCUCCCCUCGUGGCACUAAAGCUGUACGGCAGGUGUGCCAACAUUCUGAAGGUUGAGGUUUACCAGUUCCAAAUCCAAUUAACGAUUCGAAGUUGAGACCUGCACUCUUUCUCAGUACGUUGCGCGGCUGUCAUAUCACAAAUCUCGUCGUGCAACGAACACUGACAAUUUAAUGAAUUCAUUCCAGACACAUUGUUUCGAAUCUGGGAAGGCAGGGCCAUGCUGUUCUCAUAACUGACCCGGACGUGUUAAACCUGACGAGUUGUUUGGAACAUGAAAUGGAUCCUGAAAGAAGUUUUUCCGAAACUUAUGGUGCUGAGAAGAACUCCGGUGCUGUAGGGAUCUCGGAAAUGACACCGUGAUUCUGCCUUCAGGAGUAGACCUGCACACCCACGAUCUUUCCUUAUAUAAUGGCGGAUGGCGGAGAACUUCAGAAUGAUUGUAAAGAAGGCGUCGAGAAAAAAUAGUUGAAGAAGUCUAUGGAUCUGAUAAGGCUGUCGCUCAGUUAAAAGUUCGUAACAAGGGUUAUUUAAUGAAAAUGUAACAAUUAUUUUCUAUUGUCGGAAUGAAAGCGUGCUGUGUGUAAAUAGCUAGAUGUUUGUGACUGUGUGCGUGUGGGUGGAUGGGUGGGUGGGUGUCUGAAUGAAAAUUCUGGGUUUUUAUCAUUUUUAUUUUGAGUUUAUGCUUAAGAUAUCUUAUGGGCACUACUACUGAUCAGUCUUUAUCAAGCUAAUUUUUCAGCGACUCGCUUCUAAUGAUAGUCAAGAAGAUCAGAAACAAUUUAAAAACACCUGUGACUUUUUCAACAUCCAUUGAAUGUAAAUUGAAAAUCAUAUACCGUGACAGCUUGUCAAAAUGUUGGUAACACUAACAAAUUAGAAAGGAAAUAAAUUUUCACCACUAUAAAUAUGCCACUUAAAAGAGAAAGUAAGAAAUCAAAACAUAACUUUAAGUUUAGGACCAUCGAAGAUUAUUGGAUCUGUCCAGCUCUGCAAUGUUAUCUUAAUAUUAGCACAUUACGAACAGUUUUAUGUACAAAAAUGCAAAUGUUCAAAUACAGUUGUACCACAAA
Messenger RNA from Thrips palmi, 3900 nucleotides. It is a transcript of the gene dpr12, whose product is annotated as hemicentin-1. Gene Ontology annotation, biological process: synapse organization. Gene Ontology annotation, cellular component: neuron projection membrane. The record is from RefSeq and is a predicted model, not a curated record. Lineage: Eukaryota; Metazoa; Arthropoda; Insecta; Thysanoptera; Thripidae. Bases 321 to 1280 code for a protein of 319 amino acids. The transcript has 9 exons.